Musa acuminata AAA Group (dessert banana) is the source of this 724-nucleotide messenger RNA. RefSeq names its product heavy metal-associated isoprenylated plant protein 36-like. Gene Ontology annotation, molecular function: metal ion binding. The record is from RefSeq and is a predicted model, not a curated record. The transcript is spliced from 3 exons. The coding region runs from base 78 to 422 and encodes 114 amino acids. Lineage: Eukaryota; Viridiplantae; Streptophyta; Magnoliopsida; Zingiberales; Musaceae.
AUAUAAGCUUCGACUUGGUUUGGGGAAUUGGGAACAGCACUACUGGUCUUGCAUCUUGCAGCGUUCGCGGUGUCAUCAUGAAGAAGAUCGUGUUGAAGGUCAGCAUCAUGUGCGGCAAGUGCAAGAGCUGCAUCAUGACCAUCAUCUCCAAAUUCCAUGGGGUGGUGUCGAUAACGAUGGACGUAGAGAAGAGCACGGCGACGGUGGUGGGGGACGUCGACGUGGUGCUCAUCGUCAAGGCCCUGAGGAAGAAGAAUCGGCCUGCGCAGGUCGUCAGCGUCGGAGAACCCGACAAGGAGAAGAAGGACGAGAAGAAGGAGGACGACAAGAAGGAACCAAGCAAGCCUUUGCCUUCCUGCUGCACCGCUUGCAAGGCUGUGGUGGUGUGGUACGAUGAACCCAACCCGUGCUCUAUCCUCUAAACCACCUCUGCUGUGCUUCCUUUCUUCCUGGUGUCUCCUUCACCUGUAAUCGAUAACUCCCCCCACCCCCUUCUCUCUCUCUCUCUCUCUCUUUAUUUAUAUAUAUAUAUAUAUGCAUCGAAGGACGUUAAAGUCAACCAUUAGAGAGAGUUGGGAGCUCAAUCCUUACCGUUUCACUGUAUCUUGUUUGUGUUCUAAGUCAGAUCGUACCCUGUGGCAAAGGGAGUCAACCAUUACCUCCUUGCAUGUGCAAAGAUUUGGCUCCAUAGACGAUAAGAUCUGUCAAUGGAGACCAUUUAAUA